CUCCAUGUUCGUGCAGGCUGGGCUCGGUUGGGUUUGGCAGGUGCCGGUGAGCGGGGCGCGGGCUGCCUCUCGGGCUGGUGGCUCUUGUGGGCGGGAAGAGCGGCUGCUCCUUGGCUUUCGCUCCGGCCACCCUUCGGCGGGUGCCAGCAAACAGAGCCAGGGCAAGCGGGGGGCACCGAGGGGCCGCCGGCGGCAGGCUGCCCCGGCCCGGGAGCCAUCUUGAGAGCGGGGCUGGCUCUCCCGAGCGCCGCGGGCCGCCCGGACUCGGGAUCGCCCUCGAACCCGGACCCGCGCCGGGGCGGGCGGGGACAGGCGGGCGGCUAUCGGUGCCUCCCUCCGGCGGCACUUGGCAGCCGCCCGCGGGCAGUGGGGGAGGGCGGCUGGGUGGCGGCGGCGGCGGAGGAGGAGGGGAGCGGAGGCGGGGACCAGCCGGCCCCGGCCCGGCCCAGCCCAGCGCGUUGCCCCGGCCGGACACGGCGCCCGGGGCGGAGAUGGCGGACGAGCCGCAGAAGAAGUCGCACUUGUCGGCCUUGGUGGGACACACGAACGGGCUCACCAAGCCCGCCUCGCUGACCGCCACCCGCUCUGCGGGAGUGGGAGGAGGAGGCGGAGGCGCGACCGCCUCCUCCAAGAAACUCGUGAUCAAGAACUUCAGAGAAAGACCCAAAUUACCAGAUAAUUAUACUCAGGACACCUGGCAGAAACUUCAUGAAGCGGUGGGAGCUAUACAGAGUAGCAUCUCUAUUAAAUACAACCUUGAAGAGCUCUACCAGGCUGUUGAAAAUCUCUGUUCCUACAAAGUCUCUGCUACACUGUACAAACAGCUGCGACAAGUCUGUGAAGAACACGUGAAAGCACAAAUCCUUCAGUUUAGAGAAGAUUCUCUGGAUAGUCUUUUAUUUUUAAAGAAGAUAAAUAAAUGCUGGCAAGAUCAUUGCAGACAAAUGAUCAUGAUCAGAAGCAUUUUCUUAUUUUUGGAUCGUACAUAUGUGCUUCAGAAUUCAGUGCUUCCUUCUAUAUGUUUACGGAGAUGCAUGUAUCAGCAUAUGCGUGUGUCAUGUUCUCCUUUCCCAGGAACAUUCACUGUCAAGGGGGGUGAAAGAGGAAGGUCUGUGAACAGGGGCUUCAGAUUCAAGGCUUAUGUGCAGCUGUUGUUGUCAGAGCCUGGGGAUAUGGGGCUAGAGUUGUUUAGAAACCAUAUCAUUAGUGACAAGCAAGUUCAGACCAAGACUAUUGAUGGAAUUCUCCUGCUGAUCGAACGAGAACGAAGUGGUGAAGCUGUGGACAGAAGUUUGCUACGGAGUUUGUUGAGCAUGCUCUCGGAUCUGCAGGUUUACAAGGAGUCAUUUGAACAGAGGUUUCUGGAAGAGACAAAUUGUUUAUAUGCUGCAGAAGGCCAAAGAUUAAUGCAGGAAAGAGAGGUCCCAGAAUAUCUUCACCAUGUUAGUAAGCGUUUGGAAGAAGAAGGAGACAGAGUAAUAACAUAUUUAGAUCACAGCACACAGAAACCACUGAUUGCUUGUGUGGAGAAGCAGCUACUAGGAGAGCACUUAGCAGCUAUUUUGCAAAAAGGACUUGAUAGCCUGCUCGAUGAAAAUAGAAUAUCAGAUUUGACCCAGACAUACCAGCUGUUCAGCCGGGUAAAAGGUGGGCAGCAGAUCCUUUUGCAGCAUUGGAGUGAAUACAUCAAGAACUUUGGGACAACAAUAGUGGUUAAUCCUGAAAAAGACAAGGAUAUGGUGCAAGAGCUACUAGAUUUUAAGGAUAAAGUGGACCAUAUCAUAGAAGUGUGCUUUCAGAAAAAUGAAAAAUUUGUAAACUUGAUGAAGGAGUCCUUUGAAACAUUUAUCAACAAGAGACCAAAUAAGCCUGCAGAAUUGAUAGCAAAAUAUGUGGAUUCCAAGUUAAGAGCUGGCAAUAAAGAAGCAACAGAUGAAGAGCUGGAAAGAAUCCUUGACAAAAUAAUGAUCAUAUUUAGAUUCAUUCAUGGGAAAGAUGUGUUUGAGGCAUUUUAUAAAAAAGACUUAGCCAAAAGGCUGCUGGUUGGAAAAAGUGCAUCAGUAGAUGCUGAGAAGUCCAUGUUGUCAAAGCUUAAACAUGAAUGUGGUGCUGCUUUUACCAGCAAACUGGAGGGCAUGUUCAAGGACAUGGAGCUGUCCAAAGAUGUCAUGGUACAGUUCAAGCAGUAUAUGCAGAACCAAAGUGACCCAGGAAAUAUAGACCUGACAGUAAAUAUAUUGACUAUGGGAUAUUGGCCAACUUAUACACCUAUGGAAGUCCACUUAAAUUCAGAGAUGAUAAAGCUUCAAGAGGUAUUUAAAACCUUUUACCUGGGAAAACACAGUGGUCGAAAACUUCAGUGGCAGACCACUUUAGGACAUGCUGUCCUAAAGGCAGAAUUUAAGGAAGGGAAGAAGGAGUUUCAAGUAUCGCUCUUUCAGACGUUAGUAUUGCUUAUGUUUAAUGAAGGAGAUGAAUUCAGUUUCGAAGAAAUUAAAAUGGCUACUGGUGUAGAGGACAGUGAAUUAAGAAGAACCUUGCAGUCUUUAGCUUGUGGAAAAGCACGAGUAUUGAUUAAAAAUCCAAAGGGCAAGGAUGUAGAAGAUGGAGAUAAAUUCAUCUUUAAUGGUGAUUUCAAGCAUAAAUUGUUUAGAAUAAAGAUCAACCAGAUUCAAAUGAAAGAAACAGUUGAGGAACAGGUCAGCACAACUGAAAGAGUAUUUCAGGACAGGCAAUAUCAGAUUGAUGCUGCUAUUGUACGAAUAAUGAAGAUGAGGAAGACUCUUGGUCAUAAUCUUCUUGUUUCUGAAUUGUAUAAUCAACUGAAAUUUCCUGUAAAGCCUGGAGACUUGAAAAAGAGAAUUGAAUCUCUCAUUGACAGAGACUAUAUGGAGAGAGACAAAGACAACCCCAAUCAGUACCACUAUGUUGCAUAAAGGAGAAGAAAUAGUUUUAUUUUAAAAAAUUAAAAACCCUAAAAAAUAAAAACCAAAAUCAUCCACAUAUAUCUUUAGGACACCAAAUACAUAUGCUGUUCCAGACUUUCCUUUUAGCAGAUUUCAGGUUGAUGUAUAUUACUCAAGCAGCUGCAUGCCCUGCUGUGGAAACGAAACAAAAUGACAUGUUAAUGGAUCACCUUUGUCAAGACUUCUUACUAAUUUUAAAUGCCCUGGGGGUUUUUUUUCCCCUUAGUUGAUUUUUUGUUCUUUUGGGUUCUUCAAAAUUUAGUUUUGCAGUUUUGUUUAACAAUGUCAUUGAAGUUGGAUGGAAAGGUAAAAUCACCUGCGUGAGAAAUACUUCUGUCAUGGAUGCAAGUCUGGUUUCUUCAUUUAGAUGUUCCUAACUGCAUCCACAAAGUCCCUAAAUGCUGCAUUCUUUUGCUACAGUUACAACUUGGGUAACUUUUUAAAAACCCUUCAUUGAUGAACAUGUAUGUACAAGCAGUGUUGUUGAAAUGCACUGAGGUUUUGCACCAUGAAAACCCUUAAACUUGUGUUUAAUUUUCUUCCAAGUUGCUACAAACUUCAGUCUGGUUUGGAUAAAUCAGGUUUUGAAGUGAGAUUUUUGAAGUGCCAAGAGGACAACUGCAUUAAUGUGUGUACUGAGCUGUUGGAUUAUUUAGCUAAAAUAUGAAUUGUUCUAUUAUUACUACUUCUGCUGGCUUGGGUGGCAAAGAUGAGAUCUGAGUCAACGAGGCCCUACCUCAUUUUAGGGCAGCAGGUGUAUUUCACUGUUUCUGUAAUUGCUGUAACAUUUAGUUUUGCCUUGAAAAUAACAUCCAGGGAACCUACUGUACAGCGUGCUCCACUUUAAGAAAACAAAACCUUUUUUUAAAAAAAAUCCUUUUAUGGUCUCAAUAUUGGGAAAGCAUAGCUUUUUGCCUUGAAAGACUAAGGACUUUGUGAGUACUUUGUUACAUAUUGUACAUAUGUAAGUUGAUUUGAAUUAGAGUGAAAGACAUUGUAGAUCUGUUAGAUAACUGUAACUAUAAGGAAGACACCUUUUCUGGUAAUACUUGCAAGACUGUUUAUUUUCCAGAUUUGUCUACUGGUAUGUUUAAUUCUGAAAAAGAGCUACCAAAGGAGUUUUGAUCACUACAUCAAGGAGAAUUUACCUGAGCAAUAUUUUCUUGAGAGAUACCUUACUAAGUUUAUGUAUCGUGGGGUUUGUGCAUCAAUUAAAAGGCCACUUCUUAAAGUAAACAGUGCUAUGAGGUGACAGUUUAUGGAACUACAUAUUAAAAGUCCUUAUUCUGUCCUCUGGUGUUAUUAAUUGUAUUGCAUUCUGAAUUAUUUUUGUUUCCUCUGUGUUUGGAAACUAAACACAUUUAGUUUGUUGUAUUUAAAGCAUAUUUAAUAUUAUAAUUUAAUGUAGACUUAUUUUAAUAUUUGAAUCUUCAGUUAAUGCAAAUAAAAUCUUUGAUGCAUAUUAAGGAUUAAUUUCUUAGCCUUUGUGAGAAUGUGGCACUUCAGUUUAUUUUUAAGGUUGGUUUUUUAGUGUUGUACCAUUCCUUUUGUGGUUCACUUUUUAUGUAUAUGGAAACCAAUCAGAUCCAUCUUACCAGACUUCUAAACCAAAAAGGAAUAUGUGCCUCACAGAAAGGUAAUGGCCAGAGAGGCUUUAUCCACACUGAGAACUGGUAGUAGUGUGCAGUAGCUGUUAGGAAGCAGUGAGAAUGUACUGCCUGCCCCUUCUGAACCCAAAUGUUCUGGUUCAGUAGCUUUAAACAAUAGCUUAAAGCAGUGGUGUUAUCCUGAAGAUGACUGAAAUGGUUCUGCCUCAAGAAGCAAUGUUAAUUAAAAGUGCUGAGAUGUGCAAUUUUUCUUAAUUGUUACAGACUAAGGGCUCUUUGGUCAUGUUAUUCUGGUCUAGCAAUUAAAAAUUAAUUGUUCCACAGCAGUGGAAAUUAUGAA
This is a messenger RNA of Onychostruthus taczanowskii (white-rumped snowfinch), 4913 nucleotides long. It is a transcript of the gene CUL4A, whose product is annotated as cullin 4A. Lineage: Eukaryota; Metazoa; Chordata; Aves; Passeriformes; Passeridae. Gene Ontology annotation, cellular component: Cul4A-RING E3 ubiquitin ligase complex. The record is from RefSeq and is a predicted model, not a curated record. The transcript has 21 exons. The coding region runs from base 492 to 2936 and encodes 814 amino acids. Gene Ontology annotation, biological process: ubiquitin-dependent protein catabolic process; protein ubiquitination; DNA damage response. Gene Ontology annotation, molecular function: ubiquitin protein ligase binding.